Cynoglossus semilaevis (tongue sole) is the source of this 2978-nucleotide messenger RNA. RefSeq names its product FKBP prolyl isomerase 9 (gene fkbp9). Bases 126 to 1832 code for a protein of 568 amino acids. Gene Ontology annotation, molecular function: peptidyl-prolyl cis-trans isomerase activity; calcium ion binding. The record is from RefSeq and is a predicted model, not a curated record. The transcript is spliced from 10 exons. Lineage: Eukaryota; Metazoa; Chordata; Actinopteri; Pleuronectiformes; Cynoglossidae. Gene Ontology annotation, cellular component: endoplasmic reticulum.
UGCUUCUUCCUGUGUUGUAUGUGAGGGCAGGACUAGUGUCCAAGUUUGCGUGAAGGAAGCUGCAGCACGGUGGAGUAGGGAGGACACACGAUCACUUAUCUCCAUCGAUAGCUUCAUCUUGGCACAUGAAGAUGUUCCAGUGUUUGCACACCAUGUUGUUCCUCUCGGUUUUGGUGGCGUUUGCCGCCUGUGACGCUCCUCCGGUCCCGUUAGACGACAUCAUUAUUGAGAAAACCUUCGUGCCAGAGCAAUGCCUGCGCGCAGUCAAAGUGGGCGACUAUGUCAGGUAUCACUACAACGGCAUGUUUCCCGACGGAAAGAAGUUCGACUCCAGUUACGACCGCAGCAGCACCUACAACGUGUUUGUUGGCAAGAAGCAGCUGAUCGAGGGCAUGGACAAAGGUCUGGUGGGGAUGUGCGUCAACGAGAGGAGACUGGUCAAGAUCCCUCCUCAGCUGGCCUAUGGAAAGAGAGGAUAUGCUGACAUCAUCCCUCCUGACUCCAUCCUUCAUUUUGACGUCCUGCUGCUGGACGUGUGGAGCCCAGAGGACGGCGUGCAGAUCAACACUUACCACACGCCGUCCAUUUGCUCCAGAAAAGUGGAGGUGUCAGACUACGUACGCUACCACUACAACGGGACGCUGCUAGAUGGGACGCUCUUUGACUCCAGUCACACACGCAUGCGAACGUACGACACCUACGUUGGCAUUGGCUGGCUGAUCGCUGGUAUGGACCAGGGGCUUCUGGGAAUGUGCGUUGGAGAGAAACGCAUCAUCACGAUGCCUCCAUCUCUGGGUUAUGGAGAGAAUGGAGAUGGCAGUGACAUCCCAGGACAGGCCUCUCUGGUGUUUGACGUUGUCCUGCUGGACCUGCACAACCCCAAAGAUGGAAUCGCAGUGACCAAUCAGGUGGUGCCUGAGUCCUGCACGAGGAAGACCAUUGCUGGAGACUUUGUGCGUUACCACUACAAUGGAAGCCUCCUGGAUGGAACCUUCUUUGAUUCCAGCUACUCCCGCAAUCGUACCUAUGACACCUAUGUGGGCCGAGGGUAUGUGAUUGCUGGUAUGGACGAGGGUCUAAUAGGAGUGUGUGUUGGGGAGAGACGUACCAUCACAAUUCCCCCGCAUCUGGCCUAUGGAGAGGAGGGCACAGGCUCUAAGAUCCCUGGUUCUGCCGUGCUGGUGUUUGAGGUCCACAUCAUUGACUUCCACAACCCAUCAGACAGCACGGAGGUCACCGUCAAUUAUAAGCCAGAGGAGUGCAGUAAGGCAACAAAGAAGGGAGACUUUGUGAAGUAUCACUACAACGCCUCACUGAUGGACGGCACAUCCAUCGACUCCACAUAUGCUUAUGGAAAAACGUACAACAUUGUCCUGGGAGCUAACCAGGUGGUUCCUGGGAUGGAGGACGGACUUCUGGACAUGUGUGUGGGAGAGAAAAGGCACAUUGUUAUUCCUCCUCACCUAGGCUACGGGGAGAGAGGAGUCACUGAUGAAGUUCCAGGAAGUGCCGUUUUGGUGUUCGACGUUGAGCUAAUUGACUUAGAGGAAGGACUUCCUGAAGGCUACAUGUUCAUCUGGAAUGAAGACGUGUCACCUGACCUGUUCUCAGAGAUGGACAAGAACAAGGAUGAUCAGGUGGAACCCUCCGAGUUCACCGACUACAUCAUGCGACAGGUGAAUGAGGGUAAAGGGCGCCUGGCACCAGGCUUUGACCCCUAUCGCAUCAUCGACAACAUGUUCUCCAACCAGGAUAGAAAUGGAGACGGGAAAAUCACAGAGGCAGAAUUCAAACUUAAAGCAGAUGAAGCUGCUGCUCAUGACGAACUAUGACGAGGCCAAGUCUAAAAAUCUGUUCAGGGAGUGAGGAGGAGGGUUAGUUCAGGGAAAUUUGGGGUCAAAAAGUAAGGGGUUAAUAGGGUUAAUGUGUAAACUUUGCACAUAAGCAGCAAGUUUUUAAUUGAGGGGUGAGAUUGAGACUGUAGAAGGGUGUCUUAUCCUUGAAGAAGAGUCAACUAAAGGUUGGAAGGAGCACGUCGAACAUGAGGACUACGGGGAAGAUUUUCAUAGGAGUUUUUUUUUUUUUGUGAAAGGGUACUAGAGCACUCCGGUUUCAGAAAAGAAACCUUAGCUUCAUUUUUCCAAUGCCCUUUCUCGACUUCUACUGUUUUUUGCUUGUUAGUUUUUUAAGAGUUUUUUUUUUUUUUUUUUUAGUAACAUUUGACCGACUAUAUCUUUGAGAAGAAUUACUCUAAAAAGAACAAAUGAGUUUAUUUCCUUACGGCUGCUGAGGUAGGAUAAGUAAAAAUAAUAAUAAUAUUUGUUUAAAUCUAAAUGCAGAUCCAAACGUCAAAACUGACCACUGAUGUUUUCUGUAUUUACCAUUGAGGUUUCUGUGUGUGUGAGAUAGUGUUUGUUUUCCACUGUUUCACUCAGUUUUGCAGCACCAUCACACACUUAUUUAUGAGUGAGAGUAGGUGAUAAUGUGAACUGAGGGUUUUACUCUUAGAAAAUGUUGUGUUUACACGAGACAGACAUCGUGCUGUCAGUCAUACUCUAAUUGCUAUAAAUGGGUUCUUACUAGUAAAAGUUCAAUGUUCUAAAGCACACAUUCAAACCAUGUAUUUGAUCUGAUCAAUACUGUGUUCAGUAUGUCUAACAGGUGAAAUAUUAUUUAUGUCUGUAAAUACUCAAAAUCAGACAUAUAUAUUAAAAAAAAGUUGUCCAUGAUUGGUGUGUUUUGUCCAGAAGAACCACAUGUUGUUCCCUGCUACAAGUUACUUAAACGUGUUAACUGUUGGUUAUUAUGGUCUUCCAUCUGGUUUUUGUCUACGUACAGAUGUUGGGGUGAGUGAGUGAGUCAGUCAGUCAGUGAGUGAAUGUAGUCUAUGUUUUACCUUUUAAUUCAGGAAAAUUCUGGCCCUUGUUCCUUACAUUGUCCACGGUUUUUAUUUCAAUAAAAUGACCUGACCAACAAAA